This is a messenger RNA of Globicephala melas (long-finned pilot whale), 5065 nucleotides long. RefSeq names its product prostaglandin F receptor (gene PTGFR). Lineage: Eukaryota; Metazoa; Chordata; Mammalia; Artiodactyla; Delphinidae. Gene Ontology annotation, molecular function: prostaglandin F receptor activity. The record is from RefSeq and is a predicted model, not a curated record. Gene Ontology annotation, cellular component: plasma membrane. Gene Ontology annotation, biological process: positive regulation of cytosolic calcium ion concentration; inflammatory response; adenylate cyclase-activating G protein-coupled receptor signaling pathway.
CAGGAACCGGCGGCAGCGACGGAGCGAAGCCGGGCGCGGGAUGGCCCACGGACCCGCGCGCUCUUCUGCUCCACCUAGAGCCCUGCCCGCGGCCCGGGAUGCCAAGAUCUCUGGACCGCAAGCCUGCACUGUUUUGAGAGGGAGAUGACUUGAGUGGCCAGCUCUUAUCUCCACAACAAUGUCCACGAACAAUUCCAAACAGCCAGUGUCUCCUGCAGCCGGGCUCCUUUCAAAUACAACUUGCCAAAUGGAAGAAGAGCUUUCAAUAUCUUUUUCGAUAACCUUCAUGACAGUGGGAAUCUUAUCAAACAGCCUUGCUAUUGCUAUUCUCAUGAAGGCAUACCAGAGAUUUAGACAGAAGUACAAGUCAUCGUUUUUGCUUUUAGCUAGUGCUCUGGUAAUCACAGAUUUCUUUGGGCACCUCAUCAAUGGAGCUAUAGCAGUCUUUGUAUAUGCUUCUGAUAAAGACUGGAUCCAUUUUGACAAAUCAAACGUCCUUUGCAGUAUUUUUGGUAUCUGCAUGGUAUUCUCUGGUCUGUGCCCACUUUUUCUAGGCAGUGUGAUGGCCAUUGAGCGAUGUAUUGGAGUCACCCAACCAAUAUUUCACUCUACGAAAAUUACAUCCAAACAUGUUAAAAUGAUGUUGAGUGGAGUGUGCUUUUUUGCUGUUUUCGUAGCUUUGCUGCCCAUCCUUGGGCAUCGUGACUAUAAAAUUCAAGCAUCGAAGACCUGGUGUUUCUACAAAACAGAUCACAUCAAAGACUGGGAAGACAGGUUUUAUCUUUUACUUUUUUCAUUUCUGGGGCUCCUAGCCCUUGGUAUUUCAUUUUUUUGCAAUGCCAUCACAGGAAUUUCACUUUUAAGAGUUAAAUUUAAAAGUCAGCAGCACAGACAAGGCAGGUCUCAUCAUUUUGAAAUGGUCAUCCAGCUCCUGGGUAUAAUGUGUGUCUCCUGCGUUUGCUGGAGUCCAUUUCUGGUGACAAUGGCCAGCAUUGGAAUGAAUAGGCAAGAUUUUAUGGGUGCCUGUGAAAGAACCCUUUUUACUCUUCGAAUGGCAACAUGGAAUCAAAUCUUAGACCCCUGGGUGUAUAUUCUUCUACGGAAGGCUGUCCUUAAGAGUCUCUACACAUUUACCAGACGCUGCUGUGGAGUACAUAUCAUCAGCUUGCAUGUUUGGGAGCUCAGCUCCAUUAAAAAUUCCUUAAAGGUUGCUGCUAUUUCUGAGUCCCCAGUUACAGAGAAAGUAACUCAGCAAACAAGCACCUAGUUCACUAGGAUGGUCAAUCAGUGUAGGUCUAGGACCAAAUUAAGGAAAGUUUUGGCAAUAUUUCAGUUAAUGUAUGAAUACAGAAAGCCUAACUGGAAAAAUCAACCCUCAGCCAGAUAGUCUGGGGGGGCACUUUUAUCAGAUUUGGCUUUUGAAAUUUGUUAAAUUAACUGUAUAAUUGUGCAUUUUCACAUGUUUUUGUCAACUGGAGGUAAACAUGAUGAACUAAUGCCACAGGAGUCAAACUGAAAACAAUUUUGGGCUUAUCUGUGUUAUUGACGCUUUUGGAACAAGUAACUCUCUUGAAGCCUGUAGCAUUUACUUGGCCUACUACCUGUGCAGUGAAAUGGCUGUUUGGGGGUGUCACUGCUCUAUAGCAGUUCCUUAUAGACUAGGCACAGUGAAGCGGAGUGCCCUCUUUUGAUCUGGUCUGUUUUACCCCAGAUUAUGUAGCCUCAAUUAGUGUGUUGUCAUGUCACAGUGGAUUCGUUGUGGCUUUUUAUAAUGACUUCCACGUACGUGACGUGUGGCAGUCAGUUUGCCUGAUCUUGUGAGCCUGUUUAGAAUGAGCCUAUCCUUGUUAUAUUUGACAGAUAUGACUGCUUGCAUUUAUUAUUAUGGAGGUCAAGUGUUGUUUGAAGAUAUUCUUGUUAAGUCAUAGUUUUCAAGUAAUCACCAUUUCCUCUGAAAAUUCUAGUGUAUAGUCAAUAAUUUUUAGAGAAACAAAGGCUCUGUGAGCACGUGUAUAGGUGACAUGCAUUAUAGCAGUUCCUAAGAAGCUCUGCCAUGGAUAAUGCAAACCAGUAGAACUUAAACCCCAAGUGAUGGAUGCAAAGAACAUUGGCAAAUGCGCUUUACUUUUAGAGUCAUUGACACAGUGUCAUUUCUAUGUCAGGGAACAAAAGAAACACAACCUCUAGAGAAUAAUAUUCAAAGACCAUCUGCAGCUAGUGUGGUUCUUUCCACUUACACACACACACAUACACACACACACACUCUCACACACACAAAGAACAUCAGAAAUUUCAGUUGAAGAGGGCUCCUUAAAUCUGUAAUGUGGCAUCUUCUAAAGCCUGUGCUACCAGUGCCGAGGAGAGGGUUGGCAAUUAGCAGGCAUUUUGAGACCCUUAUAAUGGCUAACCAAGAGAUCAAGGGUUGAAAUCUUUCCCCAAAUUUCUCAGUGAUAUUUUAAACUUUAUUUUUGCUUGUUUGUAUAACUUAGCCCAAAGAAUUUUAGUAAUCAUUCAAAAUGUCGUGGGUCUAUCACAGCAUAGGGUAGCUAGUUCUGCUUUAUAAUAGGGAAAUGCAUUUCUGUAGAAAGAGUCCCUUCAUUAACUGGGGUCUGUUUUAAAAUUAAUCUUCCCCAUGAGACUGAUUUUAGAUUCUCUAGGAAAUCUGUGCAGUUCAAUUAGACUUAAAUUAUUAUUUUCACAAAUUUUUGCUUUUGACUGGUAAUUUACAUUGGAAGUUAUUGUUAACUUUGGUCACUGUUGGUAAAUUCUAAUGAAUACAUUAAAAGAAAUUGGGGCUUCCCUGGUGGUGCAGUGGUUAAGAAUCCGCCUGCCAAUGCAGGGGACAUGGGUUCAAGCCCUGGUCCGGGAAGAUCCCACAUGCUGCAGAGCAACUAAGCCCGUGCGCCACAACUACUGAGCCUGUGUGCCACAACUGCUGAGGUCCGCACGCCUAGAGCCCGUGCUCCGCAAGAACAGAAGCCACCGCAAUGAGAAGCCUGUGCACCGCAACGAAGAGUAGCCCCCGCUCGCCACAACUAAAGAAGGCCCGUGCACAGCAACGAACAUCCAACGCAGCCAAAAAUAAAUAAAUAAAUUUAAAAAAAAAAACCAAACAGUCUCAGUGAAGAUUUAAAGACAACUAUCUUUUUUCCCAAUGAAUUUAAAGUACGGCAACAUACAUAUACACACUGGCAUAUGAUAUUCUUAGUUUAUGACCAGUAAAUGAUGAAUCAUACAAAUGCAGGUCAUUCUCAUAUAUAGAGUACUGAGUAGGUGCUUGAUACUUGCCAAAACUGGAAAGAAUUUCUUGGUGCAAAUGAGCAUGGAUGUGCAAAGUUUUUGUGCAUUUUUAAACUGGCAAUUACAUACUGGUUAUUUUAAGAAGAUAUAUAUAUAUAUAUAUAUAUAUAUAUAUAUCUUCAGUGUAUAUACUUUAAAAAAAGCCAUUGCAGUUUGUUAUCGUUGUUGUAUUACAUAAAUGUUCUCAUGUGUUUUAGGAGCACUUAAAGACUAAAAGAACUUGCAGAUGGUUUAGAGGAGAUAUGUAUUUCCUACAGUUGCUUGAGAGAGUGUUGGUGUUUUGUGAGAUGAGGCACAAGGAACCAAAGCUCCAUCCUUUCUCCUCAGGCUGGGUAGCAUGCUGCAGCGAACACUCCCAUAGAGCCUGAUCUGGGAGAGAUGUGGAGGAGAAACCCUCAUUCAGAGUUUUAGGCCUCUUCUCCUUGUGGCUUCUACUCAAAUGACAGAAUUGUUGCUCUAUAUCAUGACCGUUGGCCAUUAUGUCAUUCUGGCCAUGUGUGUCUGCAUUGAGGAGAUAUUGUGACAUGCCCAUGUGUGGGAGAGUAUGAGCUUAGCAUGCAAGAUUUUGGGGAGUGACAGGGUGGUCAUUCUCUGCAUAACCUGGAAGGGUUAUCUCUAAUAUCUGAGCAUAGGUUUAGGGUAACUAAAUUGGUUUUAUGAUGCUGUUAAACUCAAAAAAUAAACACCAAAAAUUGAAAAAAAAAUUAGUCAAAGAAUAUGUGUGUUUACAUUGUGUUAGGCUUUUUUUGUCCACAGAAAAUGAAAUAAAGUGAACACAACAAUAUGCAUAUCUGACUUCAGAAUUUUAUUUCUGUUAUUAUAUGUAUUUCAGUGUAGUUUGACAAUUUAUUGUAUACGAAAUAAUAAAUGGAGCAUCUACCAAUAACUUUCAUAUAUUUGUUCAAAGUACUGGAAGUAAAUAGUGUUCAGCACAUUUACCAGUUUUGAAGUUUUACACUCUAUUUUAAAAUUUAUCAUUAGACCAUCAGAGUAACUGAAUUUCCCUUCUCAUUGGAUAAAGUAGUAGCUAGGCAACUUCACAUGCAGUUUGAUCAAAUUAUUUCUGGGGAAUUAUAUUACUCUAGGCAAAUUACUUGAAAAUAGCAGACUUUUUCUGAUGUUAGCGAACUUAAAAAAAAAUGAGACCAAAAAACCCCCAACAACACAUGGGUUUUUAUGCUUGUGAAUGCAGAGACAGAUAACACUGAUUCACAAUUAGCUGUAAGUGUAUCCCCAAAACAUCAGAUUGUUUGCUGAUGGAUUUUAACUAGGUGAGAGAAAUAUGUUCUUUAAACAUUUUUUCUAAAGGUAGAAAGUUGCUUCUAACUAUCUGUAUUGCUGAAGUGGAAAAUACUUAAAAGUUAACACACACACACACACACACACACACAUAUAUACACAGAUAUAUCUGUCUUGUAAAACAGAUGGUCUUCUUUGAUCAUUUUCAGUCUUAAAAUGAAAAACUUACUUCAGUUUUGUGCUAAUCUGAGUUUAGAAUCCAAAUAAAAUUAUUUGUUAAAUAAAUAAAGUGUGAACUUUUUGUGAAACUUAUUGCUAGCAUCACCUAUAUCACCAUUAUUGCUCUAAAUUCAUUGUCUAAGGUGAGAAUAUAAAGGAUGGGAGUGUACAUUUUCCUGCUUCUUCAUCUGGAGGUCAGAAUAUUUUACCACCUGGUAAAGAAUAGUGUUGGACUUCAACUUGUUAUUGACAUAUUUUAACAGCAGAUGAAAUGUGUUAUGUGAAUAAAUGUAUUUUGUUCUCUUCA